Messenger RNA from Ricinus communis (castor bean), 2649 nucleotides. Its product is annotated as SH2 domain-containing protein A. The record is from RefSeq and is a predicted model, not a curated record. Gene Ontology annotation, molecular function: DNA-binding transcription factor activity, RNA polymerase II-specific; RNA polymerase II cis-regulatory region sequence-specific DNA binding. The transcript is spliced from 12 exons. NCBI's taxonomy places the organism in Eukaryota, Viridiplantae, Streptophyta, Magnoliopsida, Malpighiales, Euphorbiaceae. Gene Ontology annotation, biological process: regulation of transcription by RNA polymerase II; signal transduction. The coding region runs from base 149 to 2281 and encodes 710 amino acids.
GUCACUUGCGAACGAAAGAAGUGUGUCUGUCUGCUGCUUUUAGUUUAAUGGGUUUGUCUCUUUGAAAGAGAGAGGAGAUUUUGGUGAGAGGGGGGGUUCUAAAGGUAUUGCAGUGCUUGUGAUCAAGAAGCCACUAAUAAUAACAGUUAUGGGUGAUGAUAAUGUGAUCAACACUAAAGAUUACAUUUUGCUUAAAGAUUUUAGAAUGGAAAUUGAAUUACAAGGAGGAACUCUCUCUUUCUGUUUCUGGGUUUAUCUCAUUCACUCCAACACUGCAUUUCCCGCUUCAAUUAUUAAUCAGGUUUACUCAGAUAUCACCAGUAGUUCUCCUUUUCUUGCUCUAAAUGAAAAGAAGAUAAUGAUGCUCUUACCAUUGUCUCUCUUACAAAAGGAAGCUCCUGAUCCUUGUAAUUAUGCCUCAUUGACAGAAGCUCAACAUGUAGUCAUGGGGAAUGAGAUUCCAAUGGAAAUAUGGAUCCAUGUUGGAUGUGAGGUUUUAACUGAUGUCUUGCGGCUGCAUAUUAAUGGGGAAAUUGUAAGGGAGCUGCCUCUCUCUUCUUCAUUAAACAAAGAUUCCCUUUCAGAUGGCUCUAGGAAGAUAACAUUGGUUGGUGCUGCUGGAGAUCAUGGUUUGCAGGGUUAUGUCUACAAUGCCGAAGUGUUGCCUUUGCAUUUUUCUAUCAGUGAUCAUUAUAUUAAGAUUCAAUGCCAGGAUAUACCAUUACAAUUAUCUAUUGAUCACUCAUCUACCUCUGAGAUUGAAGAAGGCAAUGAUGGCAUUUGGAAUAUUGUUGGUGGCAAGGCAUCUUGUCGCAGGAUUUUUUCUUUAGAUGUUGUUUUAUCAAAUGCAAUCAGCCAGGCUAUAGACAAGGAUAUUGAGGUUGUUGCUUCACUUUUAUAUGCGGACAAUGGUCUACCUGUGGAGAAGACAUCCGAGGAUGAAGCUCCUCUUUUGAUAAGCUAUGAUGGCAUUGAAUUUGCUUCUGUUAAUAGACCAAGUAAAUUAGUACAUGGGCGUGCAUCCUUUAAGCUCAAAAUUUCUCAGCUCUCGUCCAAGUGCGAUAAUAGGCUAUUCCGCAUUAAAUUUGAAAUGCCAGAAUUUAGGGGGCAUCAGUUCCUUGAUGCAUUUUCUCAUCCAAUUCGUUGCAUCUCUAGGAGUCGUAAUCCUCGAUCAUCCUCUCUCACAUGGAAAAGAUCAACCUCUGGUGGUUGUUCGCUCAAUGAAUUUCAAUCAUUUGGAUUAGAUAAUGAAUCUGUGGAAUUUCCACACAAUUCUGUCCAUGAAAUAAAACCUACUCCAGCUUCAAAGCGUAUUAAAUUGGAGCAGCAAAUUACAUCUGUACUGGAAAAACCGGAGGAGGAAUGCAACUCUCAUGCUUCACAUGGUAAUCAGGCUGAGAAUGCAGUUGGGACAAAGUUGGAUGGAAGACCAGAGAACCUUGAAGAGGCGGAAAAAUUGCCCUCUGAUUCAGAGAGCACUGAGGAAAGAGGUUCAGAUCUCAAGGUUAUGUCAAGUAUUGGAUAUUCAAUUUCAGAUGUGACUAUCUUUAAAUACUGCUUAGGGGGCCUGACUGACAAGGCUCUUCUGCUGAAGGAGGUUGCAACCUCCGCCUCUGAAGAAGAUCUUUUUAGAUUUGCACAUGAGGUGUCUCUGUACUCAGGGUGUUCCCAUCACAGGCGUCAAAUAAUGAUUGGGAAAAGAUUGAUAGAGGAAGGAACUAAAGUUUGGAACUCAAUUGCACAAAGCCACCAAGCUGUUCAUUGGGAGAAUGUCAUUUUUGAGAUUGACGAGCAAUUCAUGAAGAUUGCUUGCUGCAAUAGAUCUCUCAUAGAACAGGACUUUGAGCUUCUGAGGAGAAUUGCUGGAUGCCGGGAGUACGUUGCCCAAGAAAAUUUUGAAAAGAUGUGGUGUUGGUUAUACCCUAUUGCUUUUACACUAUCAAGAAAAUGUAUAAAUACAAUGUGGAGUUCAACGUCACCUAGGUGGAUAGAAGGAUUUAUUACAAAGGAAGAGGCAGAAUUAUCACUUCAAGGUCCCAGGGGACUUCAAGAACCUGGAACAUUUAUACUGCGGUUUCCUACUUCAAGGAGUUGGCCCCACCCAGAUGCAGGUAGCUUAAUCGUGACUUAUGUUGGCAACGAUUACACUGUUCACCACAGGUUGCUAUGCCUUGAUUAUAUCUACAGCGAGGAAAGCCAGACAAAUGUGAGACUGCUGCAAGAUAUGCUGUUAGCAGAGCCUGAGCUAUCACGAUUGGGAAGAUUAAUAAGAAGGCAAUAGCUUCGCUGAGAUUUGACUAUGUAUCUCUGCUUUUGGUUUUAGAUGACAUACAUGUAGUCUAGUCAUCUUCUGCCAUUGCUAAAAACACCCUUCAACCGGUCCUCUCUCCUCGGCGAUCUCCUCCAUCUCUGGAGAUUUUGGCUAGUAUAAAAGGGUGUUGUUUUAGCUGCCAUUGCAGCUUCUCUUUAUUAUGUAAAUAUAUGUGUAAUCUUGUCAUCAAUUCCCUCGUUCUUGGAGUUUGGGUGCAAAGACAGUUCUCUAUUUCUAGAUUGAAGUUUAUAUGAAACAAUGGGAGGUAGGGGUAAGUAAUAUUCUGAAACCCUGAAAAACCAUAACCAAACUGAAAACAGGAUUAAAUUCAUAUUUUA